GAUACUUAACGACUCCUAACAGUAAGAAGAGUAAAGGGAACCAUACAUUGUGUUAUUGCAAGAUAAGGAACCUUGUUUCAAAUGGAUGACUAUGGAUAUUAUGAACUAAAUUAUUCAACGGGUGUACAAGAAUCGCACACUGUGCGGUCUUCUACUUCAAAUAGGAGUAGAAAUCGUACACGUCGUACACCGACCAGAGUACCGACAUCAGCUGUUCCUCGUGUAGGAUUUCAAAUGCAUAGUGGAGGGACUUCGCACAGGGCAGGUUCGGUACCACCUAACAUGAGAAUGUCGGGAAUGAACAACCAGUUUGCAAAAAGCACAAGACAAACAAACGCAAAUCCUUUCAGAGCAACUCACCAUUAUCCGGGCAUGCAGACUGCAGGCAAUUCGCGACCAAAUACAUCGGAUUUGAGUGGCAAAUUUGCAAAGAGUGUCAGCAUGGGACCAAGGACAAACCACCCCAGAUCAAGAACAUCUUCGGUUCCCAGACAUCCACAAACACAGACGGCAUUCCGCAAUCAAAAUCAAAAAUCAAGUACAAAUCGAGAUGGAAACGCCAGACCUCGUUUUAUUGGUUAUAAAAAGUUGGAGAGAAUGCUCGAAACUUUUGAACCGCGGGAGAUAGUUCUCUCUCUUGCCUUGGAUUCUUCCGAAUUAGAAGAAUUACUCUCAAGUCAAAUGGGGAAUGGAAUGAUUCAAAUGAUAUUAAAGGUUUGUGGGAAAAUGUCGGAAACGGAUGAUCUUAGGGAGCACGUAACAAAAAUAUUGAAUUUGUUGGCGAAACAUCAAUUUUUGACAAAAGCAUACACGUUUAUUCACGGAUUUCUCAAAGAAAGCAGCAGAGGUGAAGAUAACAGAAUGAUACAUUUGCAAAAUUGUCUGCGUUUGAUGGCAAAUUUUUUGACUGUUUUACCAGCAUCUACAGAGGAUGAGGUCGGAUUAGCUCUCACAAUUCUUGACAUAGUUAUAGACAGAUUGGGUUUGGCAGUUAUUAAAGAAGAUGAAUAUUAUAAGGAAGUAAAAACUCUUCUCAAGAAUAUACAAGAAAAAGAAACUAUCAAAGUAGAAAGAUCUACACGGAAACGAGAAAUGCAAUUGGACAAUGCUCAUUUGUUGGCCCCGCCAGACGAUUUUCGGCAUAUCCCUGUGAUACCGAGACCGGAAGAUUUGCGAGAAGAUGCAGAACCUUUCGUCCGAUGUAAUUUGAUUGGUGGAGCUUAUCAAGACAUGGAUCACUAUUUGGAUGUUCAAUACAGACUUCUGCGAGAAGAUUACAUUAGACCACUUCGAGAAGGAAUCGCACUGAUAUCGGAAAAUCCAGCCGGUACAGGUAGAGGUGGUAGUAAUCGUAACGUUAAAGUAUACACCGACGUUAAAAUUGAAUUUGUGAAACCUUCAAGAAAAGGAGUUCUUCAUCGUCUCCACUUCAGUACAGAAUCACUACAGAAAAUAAGAUGGAGAAACACAAAAAGGUUACUUCAGGGAAAUUUACUGUGUCUUUCAUACGAUAAUUUCAAGGAUCACAUAUUAUUUGCCGUUGUGGCUGAUAGAAAUCCAGAAGAUCUUGAACAAGGAUAUAUAUGGGUUGAAUUUGUUCGAGAAGAUAAAAAACAGGAUGAAGCAUCUCAACUAGAUCAUGGCUUGGAAAUGGAAUCAGAGAUCGGAUCUCGCAUUGAUUUUCAUCUGCAUCAUACAAUGGUCGAGUCCGAAGCUUAUUUUGAGGCAUAUAAGCAUGUUCUUGAAGCUUUAAAAGAAAUGCGUCGCAUUCCACUGGAGAGAUACAUAGUCAAGUGCUCAAGCGAUGUACACGCUCCAGAAUAUUUAAGACCAUCAGUAGCUGGAAAAAACGUUUCAUAUGAAAUACAAGUGACAGCUGGUACAGCUAGUGUAAGAGUUUUGGACGAGAAAUGGCCAACACCUGAACAAUUGUCACUUGACGGAACACAAAAGGAGGCAUUAAAACUCGCUCUGACAAAAGAACUCGCAAUUAUUCAAGGACCUCCGGGUACAGGAAAAACCCACGUUGGUCUGGAAAUUAUGAAAGUCCUGUUGACAAACAAAUCAAAAUGGUGUCACGGUCGUUCUAUGUUGAGAAAACCAAAAGAGUCAAAAAUAAACUCACCAAUAUUAGUUGUCUGCUACACAAACCAUGCGCUUGAUCAAUUUGUGGAAGGAAUUGCUAAGUUCUGUGGUGGAACGAAGAAUAUCAUUCGCGUUGGAGGAAGAUGUGCAAACGAAGCUAUAAAGCAAUUCUCCCUAAGAAGUGCAAGAGAUAGAAAAAAGGCAAAAGGGAGGAAGGGGAUGGUAGGCGCUGCCAUAGGAAAAGUAUUCAGACAAAUGAAAGAGUUUGAAGAAAAAUUUCAGGACAAUAUCAACCGACUCGAAUACUCACUUCGCGUUGUUCUUAAUCUCGACUCGUUGAAACAAGUUGACGACAAUAGACAUCUCAGACAGUUGCAACCAAAUUCAUACGAAGGACUCCUACACUGGCUAGGAGUAGACAUUGCACCACCCGAAAAGCAAAAUUCUGGAAAUAGAGCUAGAACUACAGGGGAAGAGAAUUUUGAAAUGAUGGAGGAAGCUGACGUAGAAGAGGAAGCAGAUUACGAGCUUGAUCGACGAAUAUUAGAAGAAGAUGACAUGGAUGAUUAUAUGGAAACAAAGAGAAAGAAACAACAGAAAAAUGCAUAUGCAAGUAUGGAUUCUGCAAAGUUCGAAUCUCUCAAAGCAUUCAUUCCCACAGUUGAUGAAAAUGGAUUUCAGCUUCCUAGCGAAGUUGUGAAGAAAGCAGUUAAAAACUUGAAGGAAGCGCAAUCGAAAACAUCGAUUAUGUCUGAUGCGGAGGUUUUUUCCGUCAGAGAUAUUUAUCAAUUAAAACUGCACGAUAAGUGGAGAUUAUACAGAACCUGGGCAAGUCGUUGGCGUGACAACUAUAGAAAAGAUUCACACAAUGGCUUGGAGGAAUAUGCAAAAUUGUUGCGAGAAUUAAAAGAUCUGAGAGAUCUUGAAGAUGGAGACAUUUUGAAUGAAGCUGAUGUCAUCGCCAUCACAACAACAGGAGCAGCAAAAUAUCGCAAUAUGAUUCAGAAACUCGACUGCAAGAUUGUGGUGAUCGAAGAAGCGGCAGAAGUUUUGGAAGCGCAUAUAGUAACGACAAUGCCAAAAGCCACUAAUCAUUUGAUUCUCAUUGGUGAUCAUCAACAAUUGAGACCGUCGCCAACUGUUUACGAACUUGCCAAAAAAUACAGUCUCGAUACUUCACUUUUUGAAAGAUUGGUGAAAACAAAUAUUCCGUUUGUCACGUUAUCCUUGCAGCAUCGUAUGCGUCCUUCUAUUGCUGACCUUAUUCGGCCGGAGAUUUAUAAAUCACUCAGCGACCAUGAAAGCGUUUUCGGACGUGCCCAGAUAGACGGAGUGGAAAAAUCACUUUAUUUCAUUUCCCACCAGGUACCCGAAGAAAGCGUUCAAGAUGGUAAAAGCAAGAAAAAUCUACACGAAGCGAAGUUUUUGUCAAAACUUUGUGAAUAUCUUUUGCUACAAGGAUACAAACCAGAGCAGAUUACAAUUUUAACGAUGUACACUGGUCAGCUUUUUGCGUUUCGCAACUUCAUGUCUUCAAAAAGUCGCGGAGUACGAGUAACUGCUGUGGAUAAUUUUCAAGGAGAAGAAAAUGACAUCAUUUUGCUGUCUUUAGUACGGAGCAACUUUGAGGGCAAAAUUGGAUUUCUCAGCAUUGAUAAUAGAAUAUGUGUUGCUUUAUCUCGAGCAAGAAAUGCAUUGUAUUGCAUAGGAAAUAUGACGUUAUUAAAAGCCAAGAGUGGAAUGUGGAAUAAUAUAGUGACUAAGCUAAUGAAAAAUAACAAUGUUGGUGAAAGCUUGAGACUGCAGUGUCAAAAUCAUCCUGAUCGAUAUACAGUAGUUCGUGCCGCAGAAGAUUUCCUGCAGGUUGCUGAAGGUGGAUGCACACUCUCUUGUACAUACCAACUUCCAUGUGGUCAUGUGUGUCCAAGACGAUGUCAUCCAGGUGAUCAUUCCGAUGCCAAAUGCAUGAAAAAGUGUACAAAAACAGUUUGUGAUCUGGGUCACAAGUGCAAGAAGAAAUGCUUUCAAGAUUGUGGAAAAUGCAUGGAAUUAAUUUUGAAGGAUUUACCGUGUGGACAUCAAACAAAGGCUCAAUGUUAUUUGCCUGCUGAGAGGGUAGUGUGCAGAGUAAAGAUAACGGAAAAACUUUCAUGUGGACAUGAAAUCACAGUGGAUUGUCAUUUUGCUGGAACCAAGAGUGUGGCUGAUUGCAAUGAAAAAUGUUCCACGUUUUUACCUUGCGGCCAUUUUUGUGGUGGCACUUGUUCCAAAUGCUUUCAGGGUCGACUUCAUAUUCCAUGUCAACAAAAAUGUAGUAAAAUGCUUUGGUGCGAACAUAAAUGUACUUCCUUAUGUUCACCCUCUUGUCUACCUUGUAUAUUCCCAUGCACUAAUUAUUGUGAUCAUGCGGCAUGCAAAUUGUCGUGCAGUCAGCCAUGUAUUCCAUGUCAAGAACCGUGCACCUGGGAAUGCCAGCAUUACAAAUGCCGACAUUUGUGCGGCGAACUAUGCGAUCGACCACGAUGCAAUAUGCCUUGUGAAAAGAAACUUAAAUGUGGCCAUGAUUGCAUUGGAAUAUGUGGAGAGAAAUGCAUUGACGUAUGCAAGUUUUGUAAUGUAAAGAAAUACAAAAAUCUUCUAACAGCGUCAGAUGGGGACGUUGAACCAAGAUUCGUGAAACUUGCUGGAUGUGGCCACAUUUUUAACGUUCAUUAUCUUGACAAUUUGAUGGAUUCGUUAGACGAAGCAAUCCCGAUAAAACAUAAAAAAUGUCCAAAAUGCUCUAAAGCAAUUCUUUGGAACCAAAGAUAUGGGAACGUUAUCAAGAGGAAGUUAAGAGACAUUAACGCAGUGAAAGCUAAAAUCAAAGAAUCUGGUGCUGUUGAUCCAAGCAAGUUGCAUUUAUUGAAAGUUAAUUCUGUACAACAGUCCACGAAAAUUACUUCAGCAUUUCCGUUUCUUGGUCAAGCAUUGGCGAAAUCUAUAAAGAAUAGUUUGGAUCAUCCGAUAAACAACAUCUUGUUGAUACUUGAAAGGAAAUUAAACAAUCUCGAAAUUUUAUCGAUUUUAAAAACAUUUUUGACUAAAGAAGUGAAAGGGACGGAAAAUACAAGUAAACAAAUGAAAGACAUCGAGCAAGACAUCAAGAAUAUAGCAAACUGGAUUAUAUUGCCUCGCUCAACUUGGUCAAGUCACGAAUCAGAAAAUCUUGACGCCGAGUUGAAAAGGAUUGAAUUGAGUGUUCGUUUCCUGAAAAUAUACGGUGAAACCAAGGGCGAAGUUUUGAGUGACAAACCGUCACUAGCUAGUGUUUUGAGACGAGCUAAAUCACAAUUGUUCGAUAUCGCCGAAAGCAUGACUAAAGCAAGACGGGAUGCAAUCGAUGGUCUCAUCCACAAAAUGAACAUAUAUUUGAAGAUAUCUGAUGAUUCCCUGUCAGAUAUUUCACGUCUGAAUGAAGAUUCAAUGUUUGAAGCUACAGAACAGAAUGUUCAUAAUGAAUGGUUUCGAACAUUAGACGGAGAUGUCGGUUUCUCGUUACUAUAGUAAUUUACAAAUCCAUAACAUACUGACCAGCCCUAGAGAAAGAAAACUGUGUCUAAAUCAUAACAAAAACUACCCGAAUGAUUUUGAUUGUUGUCAGUAAUAAUCACUUAAGGCAGAAUUUUCAAUAUAUUUUUAAAGUUAUUUUGAACUGCAUAUUUAACGGUAUUUCAAUAAAUCUAUGUAUUUAUAUAUAUAAAUAUGCAUGCAAAUAUUAGUGCCGAUUUUAAAAGGUAAAAUUUGUCUCAGUCGGUGAAAGUAUACAACUGCGAUGUGUAAUUAUUUUAACCUAUCGAUAUCAUGACGCAUAUCGCAUUGUAAUUGAUGUUGCGGUUAAUUGCUUAAAUGUGGUAAAAACUUCAUAAAAAUAAAGUUGAUUUUUAGCGUAUUUACGACAUUUUUAUUCAAAAAAAAUGGUAUUGCUACAUGGCGAUUUUCAUGUGAAAAUGGUAUCGGUAAUCAAUCAAUCAGAUGUAUAAAUUUUAAAAAUCAAUUAAUAUUUAUUAUUCAAUAUCAUGAUUAAAUUCAUUUACAUUUAUUCGUUCACCAGAUAUCACUAAAAUUUAACACCAUAGGCGCAGUCACCCAACAUCCCCGAAUCCCAACUUUUCAGCAUGUUUUUAACGCAAUUUUCCAACACCAUUUUGCUAUAUUCUUGAACUAUUUACCGAAAACUGAAAGUUUCUUGGAUUUCUAUCAAAAAUUCCUUCACCAAAUGAACCAAACGUCACGGAUGGAAAUGUGCGCAUACAUAUCUUGGAUAACUUCGAUAUCGAAGUACAUCUGUGAAACGAUUCUUUAAGUUAUUGUUAAAUAUCAGUGGCUACUUUAAUCUGGCUUUGUUUAGAGCAAAAGACACGAGUGAGCGUCGUUUUACGUUAUUAUACAUAAAAAACAGCUUGGCUGGCUUCGCACUCAUUCAACACUGUAAUUAUUGAAAUAAAACUAAACACCAUAGAAAUUCGCUUGAUCAAUUUUGAGGUAGGAGUGAAAAAUGUACCCAUGUUAAAUAUUGUGUUAGUGGCAUCGUAGAGAUUUAGGUAUCACUGUAUUUAAGUGUGAUUUCGUUUAUCCUUCUUAUACAUGUAACUUCUUCUGCUUUCUUCAAUAAAUUCAAUCAAACUAA
This is a messenger RNA of Styela clava, 6754 nucleotides long. Its product is annotated as NFX1-type zinc finger-containing protein 1-like. Gene Ontology annotation, molecular function: helicase activity; zinc ion binding. The record is from RefSeq and is a predicted model, not a curated record. Gene Ontology annotation, biological process: regulatory ncRNA-mediated heterochromatin formation. Gene Ontology annotation, cellular component: nucleus; nuclear RNA-directed RNA polymerase complex. NCBI's taxonomy places the organism in Eukaryota, Metazoa, Chordata, Ascidiacea, Stolidobranchia, Styelidae.